This is a messenger RNA of Diabrotica balteata, 1128 nucleotides long. Lineage: Eukaryota; Metazoa; Arthropoda; Insecta; Coleoptera; Chrysomelidae. The record is from the annotation of a GenBank genome assembly.
AUGCAAGAUAUUGAAAAUUCUCCGAGUAACGUUAAUGAAAUGUCGCCCUAUUUAGGAUCCAAGUACGAAAGUCCAAUUUCCUCGAGAUCUCCUAGUCCAAAUUUGCCUUCGGCUCAAGCUAACGAACAAAAAUAUAUGUCGGAUGACGAAAUAUCUGUCGGAUGUCCUAGUCCUGCCUUACAUACAUCCCCGAAUUUCAGACAGUCGAUAGACAACAGUUCUACAUUCUCUACAAAUUGUAGAUGCCCCGAGGAGUCAGAAGACUACUUCAAACCGUUGAAAAAACUAAAAAUGGUCGAGGUAGAAACAGAACGAAGACUUUCUCCGACGGUAGACGUAGAGGAACGACAGGACGGGGUAAAAAGCUUCUCCAUAGCCGACAUCCUAAACCACAAACCCGCAAAACCGACAUGCAACCGCAUCGUAAGGCCUUGGGAUAUAGAUCCAGAGAUGGAAGCCCACCAGCAAAGGCUGGAAUCGUUUCAUAGACAAUUAAAAGUCCAACAACUGGCGCUUCUGAGGCCGGAGUUUGCGUUUAAUGUUAGUUAUACUUCUGAAACUGGUAGUGACCGGUCUUCUAGUGUAGCCAGCGAUUGUUGUUCGCCAGAUAUCAUUCCCGCUGCCGUGCAGAGGCAGAGGCAUCACCAGCAGCAACAGCAGGGCAAGCAGCCUGGAGCUACUCCUCUGGACGCGCUCUUCCAGAUGACUUCGAAGACUUUUGAUUCUUCGGCGGGGGAGAGUAGUGCCGAUGGCCAGAACCACCUCAACCUCUUCAACAACCGGCAACAACCAAAGAAAAAGCGGAAAUCCCGCACGGCGUUCACCAAUCACCAAAUCUUCGAGCUAGAAAAACGUUUCCUCUACCAAAAAUACCUCAGUCCUGCCGACCGCGACGAAAUCGCGUCCAGUUUGGGCUUGACCAACGCCCAAGUCAUCACGUGGUUCCAGAAUCGACGGGCGAAGCUCAAGCGAGACAUGGAGGAGCUGAAGAAGGAUGUGGAGAGUGCGAAACUGUUGAGUGCGCACAAGAGUUUUUUAGAGAACGUGACUGAUUUGGGGAUUUUGAAAAAGAAGGCAAUUAUUAGUGAGGAUGAUUGCCCGAAGAAUUUAGUCAUGACCGAAAAGUAA